This is a messenger RNA of Neoarius graeffei (lesser salmon catfish), 1938 nucleotides long. It is a transcript of the gene ush1c, whose product is annotated as Usher syndrome 1C. The record is from RefSeq and is a predicted model, not a curated record. Lineage: Eukaryota; Metazoa; Chordata; Actinopteri; Siluriformes; Ariidae. Gene Ontology annotation, molecular function: protein binding. Bases 48 to 1712 code for a protein of 554 amino acids. Gene Ontology annotation, cellular component: photoreceptor inner segment; stereocilium tip; stereocilia ankle link complex. The transcript has 21 exons. Gene Ontology annotation, biological process: inner ear morphogenesis; sensory perception of sound; inner ear auditory receptor cell differentiation.
UGAAAAACUGAACACACACACAGGGGAAACGACAAAGGCUUUUUAACAUGGAGAGGAAAGUAGCUCGAGAAUUUCGCCAUAAGGUUGAGUUGCUGAUUGAUAAUGAGGCAGAAAAGGAUUACCUGUAUGAUGUUCUUCGCAUGUAUCAUAAGUCUAUGGAGCUGCCUAUUCUGGUGGGGGACUUGAAGCUGGUGAUUAAUGAACCGAACCGCCUACCCCUGUUUGAGGCCAUCCGUCCUCUUAUCCCUCUCAAACACCAGGUGGAGUAUGACAACCUUACACCAAAGCGAUCCAGGAAGCUGAAGGAAGUGCGUUUGGACCGCACUCACCCUGAAGGCUUGGGGCUGAGUGUACGAGGUGGCCUCGAGUUUGGAUGUGGACUAUUCAUCUCGCAGAUUGUAAAGGAUGGACAGGCUGGAAAUGUGGGCCUGCAGGUGGGAGAUGAGAUUGUACGCAUCAAUGGCUAUUCAAUUUCCUCAUGCAUCCAUGAAGAGGUUAUCAGCCUUAUCAAGACUAAGAAGACUGUGUCACUUAAAGUCAGAUAUGUGGGAAUGAUUCCAGUAAAGAGUUCCCCUGAUGAGCCACUAAAAUGGCAGUUUGUGGAUCAGUUUGUGUCUGAAUCAGGGCAAAAGAAGAGCAGUGUUGCUGGCCUGGCCUCCAUCAGAGGAAAGGAGAUUAAGGAGAAAAAAGUGUUCCUCAGCCUGGUUGGCACCAAAGGCAUGGGCAUCAGUAUCUCAAGUGGACCAACUCAAAAGCCAGGGAUCUACAUCAGCAAUGUAAAGCCUGGAUCUCUAUCUGCAGAAGUGGGUCUACAGGUUGGUGACCAGAUUGUCGAGGUCAAUGGGGUGGAGUUCACUAAUGUGGACCACAGGGAGGCAGUUCGAGUGUUGAAGAGCAGCAGGAGUCUAACUAUCACAGUCCUCACUGGAGCUGGCAGAGAGUUGUUCAUGACCGAUGAGGAGAAGCUGGCAGUAGAAGCUCGGCGAGAGAUUGAGCGCCAGGAGCUCAUGCAACAGAAGAGAGUGGCAAUGGAGACCAACAGAAUCAUCAAAGAGCAGCAGGAGAAAGAGCGCCUGAGGAAGAUGGAGAUUUCCCAAAAGGCUGCAGAGGAAGAGGAAAGAUACAGAAAAGAGAUGGAAAAGAUAGAGGCUGAAGAGAUAAAGCAUAAUAGACAAUGGGAGGAAGACUGGGGUUCCAAAGAGAAGUCCAAAAGUCCAUCUCCUGUCCCUUCUCCUUCACCUCCAUCACAUUCUCCACCUCCAUCGAAACCCAGGAGCUCAGUUGAUGAAGUUAACACUGAUGAAGAAGAAGAAGAAAAAGAAGAAGAGGGCAGAGAAGGCUUCCAGAAAUAUGUGGAUGACUUUGAUCCCUAUUCGAUGUUUACCCCUGAGCAGAUUGAAGGAAAAGAUGUGCGGCUGCUGAGAAUUAAGAAGGAGGGCCCAUUGGACCUCGCUGUGGAAGGGGGAAUCGACUCUCCACUGGGAAAACUUGUGGUUUCAGUCAUUCAUGAAGGAGGCUCAGCUGAUAAGCAUGGUGGAGUGGUGGCCGGUGAUGAGAUCAUGGCAGUAAAUGGAAAAAUCCUGACAGAUGUGACUCUGACUGAAGGACAGAACUCUCUAGCCCGGGCCUGGAACAGUGGAGGGGACUGGAUUGACCUUGUGAUAGCAGUUUCUCCACCAAAGGAAUAUGAAGAUGAAGUGACAUUCUUCUAAGAUCCAGCCUCCAGGGAGUUCUUCGGAAAUCCUUUCUCCUUUCCAGGCCCUUUACAAAUUAAUUGGGGAAUAAAACAUGUGUAUUCAUAACAUAAACCCGUGCUAAAUGCUUAUAAAGCUAAAAAUAUAUUAGUUAAGAAAUCAUGGCAUGAAACAUACUUGAUCUUGGUUUUUUUUUUCCCAUAACGAGUCACACAAACUCCAGAGCAUUUAUAAGACCAAUAAA